ACAGUUUUAGUGUCAUUUAGGUCUUUGCAAGUCUUUUUAAAAAUGAACACACAUUAACCUGAGUAGUUUACAAUUUCUUUAAAAUCCAGAUUUGUAUUGCAUUGAGUAAAUCUCUUCUCUAUGUCUUCACUUAAACUCACCAAGUUACUGGAAUCAAAAACUCCUGUUUACUCUGACAACACAGCGGGCUCAGCCAUUGUGCAACCUUUCAUUGUGUUCACCAAGGCACAUAGAAGCAGGGUGGGGGGUUAAUGAUCUUAUAAAGGGAAAGCGGGUCUGUCUCCUCUUUUACUCUAUCAUUUCCACAAGGUUGGUAACUGCAAAAUGAAGCUGUUCUUACUAAUCUGCUUUUUGGCUUGUUGCUGUUGCCAAAUCUGGGCAGUGACCAGAGAAUACUACUUUGGAAUUACAGAGACCGUUUGGAAUUAUGCACCUGGGACUAAAAACAUAAUAUCGGGACAGCUUUUCUCAGAAGAAGAACAAUCUAAAGUCUUUCUCCAGAGGGGCCCAGACAGAAUAGGAAGUGCUUACAAGAAAGCCAUCUACGUACAAUACACCGAUACCUCGUUUAAAAAAACAGUGGAGAAACCCUCCUGGCUGGGGUUACUUGGCCCCAUUAUUAAGGCAGAAGUUGGAGAUUCUAUUAUUGUCCACUUGAAAAACUUUGCUUCCAGAUCCUACACUCUUCAUCCACAUGGUGUGAAAUACACUAAAGAAAAUGAAGGUGCUUUUUAUCCAGACAACACCAAAGAUUUGCUAAAGAAAGAUGAUACUGUGAAGCCUGGAGAACAGUAUACUUAUCAAUGGGAUGUGACAGAAGAUCAUGGUCCAGCUGAAGGAGAUGAUAAUUGUAUUACCAGGAUUUAUCACUCACAUAUAGAUGCCCCAAAGGAUGUUGCCUCUGGGCUUGUUGGACCUCUGAUAACAUGCAAGAAAGGGACACUGGAUGGGGGACGUGAUAAUCAAAUUGAUGCUGAAUUUACUGUUAUGUUCUCUGUGAUGGAUGAAAAUCUCAGCUGGUAUCUGGAUGACAAUAUCAAGACAUAUUGUUCUGAACCUGCCAGAGUUGACAAGGAAAAUGAAGACUUUCAGGAGAGUAAUAAAAUGCAUUCAAUCAAUGGAUACAUGUAUGGGUACCUUCCCAAUCUCACCAUGUGUGCAGGAGAUAGGGUGAAGUGGCACCUUUUUGGCAUGGGUAAUGAAGCUGAUAUCCACUCAGCUUAUUUCCAUGGACAGAUAUUGACAGAGAAGAAUCACCACAUUGACUCUGUGAGCCUCUUCCCUGCUACAUUUGUUGAUGCUCUCAUGAUACCAAAAAACCCUGGAGAAUGGAUGCUUAGCUGCCAGGUCAAUGACCAUAUAGAAGGUGGCAUGCAGGCCAUUUUUGAAGUAAAAGACUGUAAAAAACCCACAAUUGAUCAGAAUGAGUCUACAAACACAAGACAUUACUACAUUGCCGCUGAGGAAAUUAUCUGGAACUAUGGCCCAACUGCAAUAAAUAAUUUUACAGGACAGGAAUUAGUUACUGAUGGAGAGUCUCAGACAUUUUUUGAGCAAGGUGACAAAAGAAUUGGUGGCUCUUACAAGAAAGCAGUUUACAAUGAAUACACAGACAACACCUUCACAAAGCGUAAAAAUAGACUCCCUGAGGAGGAACAUCUUGGGCUUCUAGGACCAGUCAUCAGAGCGGAAGUGGGUGACAUCAUCAGAGUGACCUUCCGCAACAAUGGCAGCCACCCAUUCAGCAUCCAGUCCCAUGGUGUGACCUACAGCAAACAAAAUGAGGGAGCAUUCUACAAUACCAUCUCUGGAGGCACUGAAGCUCCUGCCUCACAUGUGAGUCCUGGCGCUACAUUUACAUACGAAUGGAAGGUGCCACAAGAUGCAGGUCCCACCCAGGAAGAUCCAGACUGUAUUACCUGGCUCUAUUAUUCAGCUACUGAUGCAGUCAAAGACACCAAUGCUGGCCUUGUGGGCCCUCUCUUAGUCUGCAGAAAAGGAUCUCUGCUCCCCUCUGGGAAACAGAAAAAUGUAGACAAGGAGUUCAUCCUACUUGCUACAGUAUUUGAUGAGAAUCUGAGCUGGUACUUGGAUGAAAAUAUUUUGAUGUUUAUAAUAAAUCCUGACAACAUAGACAAAGAAGAUGAAGACUUCCAAGAGUCCAACAAAAUGCAUUCCAUCAAUGGAUACAUGUAUGGAAACCAACCUGGCCUUAAGAUGUGUAAGGGAAACACAGUUUCUUGGCAUUUGAUUGGCUUGGGAUCAGAAGUUGACAUCCAUGGGAUAUACUUUUCAGAAAACACAUUCCUAACCAAAGGAACAAGGAGGGACACAGUAAAUCUGUUUCCACAUACCUCUCUCACAGCAAUUAUGAAGCCUGACUCUGAAGGGGUUUUUGAAGUGGAGUGCCUCACAACAGAUCAUUAUCUGGGGGGCAUGAAACAGAAAUACAAAGUGGAAAAAUGCCAUUGGUGGAAUGUGGAUCCAUCAUUAUAUUUGCAUGAAAAGACUUACUACAUUGCUGCAGUGGAACUGGAAUGGGACUAUUCACCCAACAGGACAUGGGAACAUGAGAGGCAUGAAUUCCAUGAUGAAAGCCCUGGCAAUCCAUUUUUAAGUAAGGGUAAUACGUUCAUUGGCUCGAAGUACAAGAAAGCUGUAUAUCGGGAAUACACUGACAGUUCAUUCAGUACUCCCAAAGAAAGGGCAGAGGAGGAAGAGCAUCUGGAAAUUCUAGGGCCAUUACUACUUGCGAAUAUGGGAGAUAAAAUUAAAAUUGUUUUUAAGAACAUGGCUUCAAGACCUUAUUCUAUACAUGCCCAUGGAGUGAAAACAGGGAGCUCCACUGUUGCUAUAACUAACCCAGGUCAAACAGAAACAUACAUCUGGAAAAUUCCUGAGAGAUCUACUUCUGGGAAAGGAGAUCCACAUUGUAUCCCUUGGGCUUAUUACUCAGCUGUGGAUAUAGUCAAGGAUACCUUCAGUGGAUUGAUAGGAACACUUGUUGUCUGUAGUGACCGUUAUUUGCCAUCAUUUCAGUUGCAAAAGAAAGUUCAGUUUGCUCUUCUUUUUGUGGUUUUUGAUGAAAAUGAGUCUUGGUACUUGGAUGAAAAUAUCCAAACCUAUUCUGCCAAUCCAGACCAAGUGAACAAAGAGGAUGAGGAAUUCCUUGAAAGCAAUAAAAUGCAUGCCAUCAAUGGGAAAGUGUUUGGAAACUUACAUGGUCUUACAAUGCAUGUUGGUGAUAAAGUAAACUGGUAUCUGAUGGGAAUGGGGAAUGAAGUGGAUAUGCAUACAGUUCAUUUCCACGGCCACAGUUUUGAGUAUAAGCGCACAGGACUUUACCGGGCUGAUGUUUUUGAUCUCUUCCCUGGGACAUUUCAAACAGUAGAAAUGAUUCCAAAGUAUCCUGGCUCCUGGCUGCUGCACUGUCAUGUGACUGACCACAUCCAUGCCGGCAUGGAAACCACAUAUACAGUACUCCCAAACAAGAGGCAGUCCCCAUUACUAACACUACUUAAACAAAUAAAGCUGCAACAUCAAAGGGAAGAAGUUGGCUCCCACUGAAGUCCUUGCUCAAGGAAGCAUAAGAAAGAUCUCCUGGCUCACCUGUGCUCUCAGUCUGGUUAUCUCAAGGUUUCUGUGACCUACUGAUAAUCUAUUGACCAUAGUUUAUGACAGCUGUGUGAAUAUGUAGCCUAUAAAAGUUGCUGUUUUUUAAAUAAAUUCUUGUAUAACUAGCCCCUGAAGAUUCCAGGUGUUUCCUGAUUAGUAACAUCUACAUAUCACAACAUUUACCAUUUAACUCCUGAAGAACUGGUAUGUGUACAUAUUAAACAGGGCUCUUCUGUAAACAAUUAUUUUC
Messenger RNA from Alligator sinensis (Chinese alligator), 3865 nucleotides. It is a transcript of the gene CP, whose product is annotated as ceruloplasmin. Gene Ontology annotation, cellular component: plasma membrane. Bases 325 to 3567 code for a protein of 1080 amino acids. The transcript has 19 exons. Gene Ontology annotation, biological process: iron ion transport. NCBI's taxonomy places the organism in Eukaryota, Metazoa, Chordata, Crocodylia, Alligatoridae. The record is from RefSeq and is a predicted model, not a curated record. Gene Ontology annotation, molecular function: copper ion binding; oxidoreductase activity.